GCAACCAUAAUUAGUUUUUAUGUGAAAAACCAACGAAACAUAAGCCGCGGCCCACAACAACUACAUUCCAGAAACAGUUCCACAAUCAGUUCCAAUUGCAGUUUCAGCUGAGCGCUCUUUAGCCAUGGAUGAGAUGCCAGAUUUGUCGCAUCUGACGCCGCACGAGCGCAUGCAAAUUGAGAAUGUGCUCAUGCGGCAAAAGCAGGAGGAGGAGAAACAGAACGAGAUAAUGCGCCGAAAACAGGACGAAGUUGUCACACUGGAGAUGCAAAUCCGGCAGCGCUCCGAGCAGCAAAAGAAGGCCGGCGUCGAACUGGAUGCCACCUGUCACAUAUGCCUUAAGACCAAGUUUGCCGAUGGCGUUGGCCACAUUUGCCACUACUGCAACAUACGCUGCUGUGCCCGCUGCGGUGGCAAAGUGACGCUGCGCAGCAACAAGGUGAUCUGGGUGUGCAUUCUAUGUCGCAAGAAGCAGGAGCUGCUCUCCAAGACUGGCCAGUGGAUCAACAAGACAGCGGUGCAACAAGAUGGUUUCAUCAGGCGCAUCGAGCCAGAUGGCAGCAGCGACAUCUCGCAGCAGGCCAUUGUGGAUCCGCACGACACAACAGACAAGCGGCCCAAGCUGGAGCGCACACGCAGCGCUGCCGAGAAAGAAAACCUGCCCAUGCAGCGGGCCGGCAGCAUGUUGCGGCGUCAAUACUCGCAGCAGGAGCAGCCCACGAAUCGUCGCCUCUCCGUCUCGGACAGCGGCAUGGACCCGAUGAGUCCCGGCCAGCAGCAACAGCGCCAACGCAUGCAGCCCAUGACUCCGCAGCAGGCGCAGCAAUACCAAAUGCAGCAGCAGCAGCAGGGCUACGGCCAGCAGCAUCCACAGAGAUCGGGUGCCUAUCCCGAAGAUGAUCCGCGUUACUAUCAGGGCGAACUGGACGGCCUUAUGCGACAACAUCCACAUCUGGCGCAUCCCAGCCAGCUGCAGCAACAGCAGGCACAUCAGCAACAUCAGCAACAACAACAGCAGCAGCAGCAGCAGCAACAGCAACAGCAGCAGCAGCAGCAACAGCAACAUCACAUGCCACAGCAGCAGCAGCGCUCGCAACCGCAGCAGCAUCCUCAGUAUAAUGCACGGCAGCAACACCCACAGCAGCAACAACAGCAACAGCAGCAGCAGCAACAACAACAACAGCAGCAGCAGUCGUAUCAGGGGAUCGCGACGCACGCCCAAAUCCAUCAGCAGCCAUCGCAGCUGGGCGGUGGCUACCAGAAGCCGCCACCACUGACCCGUAAUCUGACGAUCAGCGGUGGCCAUGCCAUGGACGCCACCUCCUACAACCAGCAGCAACAGCAGCAGCAUCAGCAGCAACAGCGCAGAGCCCUGGCUGGGGCACAGUACGCAUCGCAGCAGCAGCGCUCGUUCAGCAGCUCCGAGGAGGAGUUCCAGAAUCAUUUGAUGGCCGCAGAGGCGCAGGUGCAGGGGCACACGCCGAAUGCUGGCAGCGAUUAUGACGGCGGGCGUCUACAGGUGCGCACGGAUCCCUGGCGCCAGCAGCGCAGCCUCAACGAGCGCGAUCUACUCACAGUCGGCGGCUCGUACAGUUCGAGUGACUCUCGGCUGCUGGGACACACGAAUCAGCGACUGUACGCAUCGGCGGAUCAGCGAGAUCGUUACGAGCUGCAGCUGCAGCAUCGCGAGCGACUGGAACAGUAUCCGCUGACGAGGACAGCGCGCCUGGACGUGCAGCAGCGCAACUCGCUCAAUCGCAGCAAUCACGAGCGAGCGCCUGGAGCUGGCGGAGCUGUUGUCGGACCUGGUGCUGCUUCUGGUGUCGGUGUUGGUAUCGGUAUCGGUGUCGGUGGUGGCGCCUUCCGUCGUGCUCCGCCCUUGUCUGCGGCCAACGGCUACCAAGGCAGCAGCAGCAGCAGCACCAGCAGCAGCUACUAUCCGCAGAGCCACAGCAAGCCGCAGAUUGUAAUCGGCGCGGGCGCAGGCACGGGCACUCCCUAUGAACGUGGCGCCAUGUCGGCCACAGCUGACGGCGCCAGGGGCAACCUGAGCCGGGAGCGCGGCCUGCUUAGCGCUGGCGGUGGCGGCGGCAGCAGCUCCCUCAGCUCCACAGAAGCCGCCUACUGGGAUGAGCCGGCUGGCAGCACAUCCUCAUCAUCAGCGGCGCAGGACUCGCGCCGUUUCACCGAGCGCAGAAUAAAGAAAACUGUGCGCUUCGAUGCGCACGACGAUGAGUCACUUCUGGGGCCGGCUGGCACCGGCACAGCCACUGGCGGUACGGGCACACUGCCACCGGUGACCACUAUACUGCCCUCUACGGCCGUGGAUGUGGGCGCGGCCACGCUGCUGACAAGCGCAAAGCUGGCCCAGCCACUGGACGGCGACUGGUCGCGCUGGGAUGCCGAGCGUCAGGGUAGCCAGGACUCGGCCACCAAAGACUCGGGCAUUGAUACGAGCAGCACAUUCACUAGCAGCGAGGAUUCGAACCGCGGCGAAGGCCCCAAGAAUCCGGUGAAUUGGCACACAUCCGCGGAUAAUACUCGCAUGAUUGGUCACAUGAUAUUACGUAAAUACUAUGAUGGGGAAGAUAUAUUAGGCUUAAAGGUGAACGGCGGUCAGCCCAUCGGCAUUGGAGGCCCAUGCGGCGCCAUUGUGGAGAAGGUGAAACGGGGUUCGGUGGCCGAUCUCGAAGGCUGCAUACGACCAGGCGACGAGAUCAUCGAAUGGAACAGGCGCAGCCUGCACAAUAGGAGUGCGGAUGAGGUCUAUGAUAUCAUCGACGACAGUCGACUGGAUGCACAAGUGGAAUUGGUUGUCUGCCGGCCAUUGCUGCUGCCCACUGGCGCCAGCAGCGUCGACAGCGGCGGCAGCAGCAACGUCAGCCCCAGCAGCGCCUGCUCCGGCUCUGGCAGCAGCAUCACGCGUCGCUCCUCGGCCAACUUUCCGCACAGCGGUCUGGCUAGUAGCAUGGCUGGCAGUGCGGUCGUCAGCAGCGGCGGGCGUUACAUACAGCGUAAAGCACCCGGCAUUGAGGCGCUCGAACUACAUCGCGAGAAACCGAGCGUUCUGAUCACAUCGCCCGGCUCACCGGAUCUGCUGAUAAGUGGUUCGGCCAACGGACUGCGGCACCGUGGCGCUAGCACUGGCAGCUCCGCGCAGCAGGCACAGCGUCUGGAGGCCAGUCACAGUCACAGCCACAGCAGCAGCGGCAGUGGCAGCAGCAGCACCAGCAGCGCCACCCUACAAGCCGCCGUCGCCGCCGCCGCCGCCGCCGCCGCCUCGGGCGGCCAGCACAGCACAACGACGGCAGGCCACCACCAUCAUUGCUAUCCGGCAGCGGCAUCACCGCCAUCGCACGCUCACGCGCAUCCGCAUUCAUAUUCCCACCCGCACAACCACUCGCAUGUGCCGCAUUAUGGCAUGGGCGUAACCACACAGCCCAUACCCGUCGAGGGGCGGCUGCAGCUAAAGCUGGGCUACGAUCAGAAUACGUUGCAGUUGAUCGUGACGCUGGUAUGCGCUACGGGUCUGUCGCUGCGUCAGAGCGGCGCCGGGCGCAAUCCCUAUGCAAAGGUGUUCCUUCUGCCCGAUCGCAGCCAAAAAUCAAAAAGACGAACCAAAACCGUCGGCACCACCUGCGAACCACGUUGGGGUCAGACGUUUCUAUACUCGGGUCUGCGACGUUGCGAUCUUAAUGGUCGACUGCUCGAGAUCACGCUCUGGGACUAUGUGCGCUAUGGCGCCAACGACUUCAUCGGCGAGGUGGUCAUUGAUCUGGCCCAUCACAUACUCGACGACGAGGCCGAAUGGUAUCAGCUGCAGCCGCAUCAGGACAACUCCCAUCUCUUACGUGACGAGGGCAGCGAUGUGGACGGCCUGAUACUGACACCCACAGAUCAUUUAUCACCGCCCAGCACGAUGUCGCGUCUGAGCGAUUCGGACACAACGUCCGAAUGCGACAUCGAUGGAACGACGCCCGGCGCCAGCAUAUCAUCUAUGGGCAGUUCCACCAGCCCGCCACUGCUCGAGCUCGAUCUAAACGAGCGUCGCUCCAGACGUGACAUGUCACCCCAGGGCCGCAAACGGGUGGCCGGCAUGGUGGCCCGAGAUUAUCGCACAGUAUCUGGCAUUGGACAAAGUUAUCAUAAUCAGGCAUCUGCUACGGGCUAUUAUCGACGCGGCGUUGGUAAUGGUAUCGGUGCCGCCAUUGGACCAGGUGGCAUGAGCCUGAGCCAGCGCAGCCACUCGGCAGCUCCCAGUGACAACUACCAUAGUGUAGGAGGCAGCGGCGGCGGUGUACACCAAGGACAUCCCGGCUCAGGCUACGGCUACAGAAGCAACAGUCCAAGGCGAGGAUCGUUGUCGCCGCCAGACGACCGUUAUAUUGACUAUCCAGUGCUUCCAAUUCACGGUUCACCCAACGCCGCAGCGUACGUCGGCGGCGGCAGCGCAGCUGCGGCGGCACAGGCGACUCAGCAGCAUCGUUUUCAGUCCCGCUCCGCGACUGCCACGCCCACUGGUUCGCCCAAGAAGCGGCAACUGCCACAGGUGCCGCAGACCUCUCGCAGCGCCAUGUUGCGCGAUCGACUGGGUCAGGACUUUGACGAGCGUUUGGCCUCGGGCAGCCGCUUUGGUCGACAUCGCACACGACAGCCACACCAUCAGGCUACGUAUCGUAGCACCGGCAUGGGUGGCUGGGAGCGUCACUACACAGGACUGUCCGACAGUGAUCUGCAAUCGAUGGAUACGCGUACGCGGCCACGGCACUCGUUGUCGCCGGACAAGGACUUUAUGGCCGAGUUCGGUGACUCGGAUAUGGAGUCGGUAGUCAGUGUGACGUCAAGUGCUUUUUCCACGCAGUCGGAGCGACCGCGCACCUCACGCGGACUCAGCUUUUCACGCAACUGGCGCAAUCUUUUCGGCGCCCAAAAUAGCUUACUAAGCGGCGCCGUGGGCGGCCCUGUUACUGGUCUAAAGCUCUACCCCGUUGAGCACCACCGCGCCAACACGAUCGAGGUGGAUGACUGCGACUAUCUGUCUAGCGGCGGCACUCAGCAGCUAUUGCUGCUGGAGCAGUUGGAGCAGCUGCAGCAGUUGGCGGCUCUGGCCGCCGCCGAUUCGCCGCCGAAUACCGCCCUGCUGGGGCUCAGUGGUGCAGCACCAAUUACAGCAACCACAACACUGCCAAUGCCCACUCAGCAUGUGCUUGUGACGGACACUAAUAGCGGGGAACUGGUCGAACAGUUUUUCGUGGAGCCAGCCCUGGUGGCGGAGGAGACGUCUCCGCUUGAACCACACGAACCACAUUUCCAUUCGCAUUGUGACUACUAUUCGCCUCAUUUGCCCAACACAUUCAUUCCGCCGCCUGGCAUUGCCAACAUUUACCAACGACGCCACAACGGACGCCAGCUCGCCCCCGCCACCGCCACCGCAACCACUCAUGCGAACGCCCACAGCCACGCCUAUGCGCUGCCGCUGCCGCUGCCCAGCUUUGAGCAAUUCAAGCGCUAUACCACGCCCGUCAUGAAUCUCUUUCGCAGCUCCACAACUGCGGCGCCCGCCCACGACCAUGCCCAUGCACACACAGUGUCCUCGUCGCCCAGCUCCUAUGUGGGCUAUGUGCGCGAUCAUCUGGACAAUAGCUGCAGCCACUGCCAGAAUGGCAGCCAGCCCGUGGUGCUAUCCACGAACACCGCCCUGGCGACGCCCGGACUGGCCAUUGGCGCCUGUGCCGAUCCCUGCUGUCUGGUCGAUGCGCAUCCCCAUCCGCAGCACCAGCCCAUUACGUAUCCCUAUAGCGCCGAGCAGCUGCUGCGCCGUCCCUCCCUCUCCAUGUACCAGCCGAGCAGCUCGGAACCCUCGCUGCCCACCAUGGAUCCGGCCAUGUGCGGUGAAUGCGUUGACCAGCAUUUUCUGGGCGGCCUAACCGGGCCGCAGCUCAAUCUGGGCAUUGUUCCAACCUAUCAUGUGCAUACGCCCACUCCGACGGCUCAUCGGCGCGCCAAGUCGCAGCUAGCGCCGCAUCCCCCGCUACCCACACAAUCCGUGCUGCGGCUAUCGCGCCAGCUCAGUGAGGAUGCGCUGGUCGCAGCUGUGCCUAUAGCAGAAGCCACUGCCCGGGCUCAGCCCACGUCGAUUCUGAAGAAACCCAAACUGGAGCGACGCCGCAUGUUCCACGAGGGUCAGUCGCGUUCCUUGGACUAUGACGAUCUGCAUACGAAGAGCUGGGGUCGGCGACGCAUACGUUAUGAGGAUGAGGUAGCACCGCAUGAGAUACUGACCUAUCCAAGCGAAGGACAGUUGCCCAGUUCACGUCGCUACGGCUCCGAGACGAACAUACGCCAGUCGUAUAUGGGCGCCAAUGUGGACGCUGCCAAUCCGCUGAGUCACUCGCAUUUUCUGGUCACCGACGACAAGAUCGUGACCAUUACCUACGACUCGGAUGUGGGCUGGGCGCGUCGAGGCGUAGCACCCUCGCUCUUUCGGGGCCCGCAUCGUCGGGGCCCCGAUGCACGCAAUCACAUGUCCCUCGAUCUGCAGCGCACCAGCCAGCAGAAGCUAUACGGUCCGGCGGCGCCCUAUAUGAAGCGGCGGCGCAAUCUUCCGCAUCCACCCAGUGCGCAAAAUGCGCACAACUUUUCGCCCAUGGAGGCAGGUGCUGGUGUCGGGAAUGAGAACGGUAUCGGUGUCGGGGGAGGGGCACAGAACAGUACAUACAACCACAAUCAGAACAGUAGCCACAACACCAACCACAAUAGCCAAGCAGCGAGUAGUGUUAGUGUUAGUCAAAGUCACAACAACAACAACUACAACCAACAACAACAACAAUCAGCUAGGCAAAAAGGGAAAGAAGGCAUCGCCAUGAACGGAUUGAUGGCAUCGGCAUCGGAGCAACUGACGAAAUCUAGUAGUGGGAGCGGUGGUGCAACAACUGCCGCAGCUGCCGCUGCUGGUAAUAUCGUCUGCGAUGGUAAUAAUGCUAAUAAUGCUUCUUCUUCCUCUUUUGCAAAUCCCCCACAACAACAUCAUGGUGUCGCUAAUCAACCAAUAACAACAACAAAUGCAUCACCCAAUAAACGUGCCCCAUCAUCAAUACACAACACCACAACAACAAACGACGCCAACAACUUGACCCAUGACGCAACAUCAACAAAUCCCACACAACAACUACAACUACAACAACAACAAACACCAAAUACAUGCACAAAUCUCAUCACAAAUACAACAACAACAAACACAUCUUCGAAUGCAACGAAUGCUGCGGCAACAACGACAACAACAACAAUAACGUUAACAACGGCAACGACUGCUACAACAACUGCCACAAAUACAACAACAAAAACAACAACAAAUACAAAUAACACGAAUGAACCAAACGCAACAACAACAACCGCCAAUACCAAUCCGGAUGCGGACGUGGAUGCGGAUGCUCCGCUCGAUGUUAUCGACUGGGAUGCAAUUGAUGCAAUGCUUGACGAUGACUUCAGCGAAUACGACAAAGAGAAGAACGGCAUCAAUGAGCCCGGCGGCGCCAAAUCAGUCGAAGGUGGUGCCGAAGCUGAGGAGAAAGUCGAUGGCAGCCUGUCAGACACCACAACGGAUCGAAAGAAAUGUGGCACCGUGGAUCAGGAACGGUCGCCCAAGGGUGGCAGCGGGAUGGGUAAAAAAUCGAACUCCACCUCGCAGCUAUCGGCAACAGGUCGUAAAAGACGUAUGGGCUUUGGAAAGAAGGGUAAGAACUCGUUCACGGUGCAUCGCAGCGAAGAGGUGCUGCCUGGUGAUAUUACGCGCGAGAUGCGCUCUGUCGGAGGUGCCGGUGUCGGUGGCCUCUCCCGUGGCUCGUCCUCGGAGGCGGACCCCGUUGAACAGUUUUUCGGCGAUGGCGCUGGUGGGGAAAGAUUUUCGCCUUCACUUCGUAAUGACGGGGCGCUCAAUGAGUUUGUGGAUGGCCUGGGACCCGGUCAAUUGGUGGGUCGUCAGGUGCUAGGCGCGCCCUCAUUGGGAGAUAUACAGUUAUCGCUGUGCCAUCAGAAGGGAUUCCUCGAGGUGGAGGUCAUACGUGCCAGGGGCCUGCAGCAAAAGCCCUCGUCGAAAAUGCUGCCCGCGCCCUAUGUGAAGGUGUAUCUGGUGUCGGGCAAGCGUUGCAUUGACAAGAUGAAAACCUCGACGGCGCGACGAACUCUGGAUCCGCUCUAUCAGCAGCAAUUGGUUUUCAAGCAGUCGUACACUGGUUGCGUAUUGCAGGUGACCGUUUGGGGUGACUAUGGACGCAUUGAAAAGAAAGUGUUUAUGGGCGUAGCACAGAUAAUGCUUGACGAUCUGAAUCUAUCGAAUAUCGUUAUUGGAUGGUACAAACUCUUUGGCACCACCUCACUGGGUCGUCCGAUUGUUUGGGCCGGUGAAUCAAUAAUGGAGGAGCAGGGUGAAUAACACUUUCCAGCUACAGUGAAAACACUUUAAAGCACCAAGCACAAACAAAUUUCCAAACUUGCAAACGAACUGAAUUUAACCCUUGCAGAGAGCUGCCAGCCAGGCAGCCAAAUAGCAAAGGACCAAGGUCAGCCGGCGGGCACUGCUCAGCUUUGUUGGUAGCGGGAGUCUCUGGAGGAGCUACUGGAACCACCAAAUACCCGAUCGGCAUGUCGCUGGCCUAAUCUAUGUCCAAUAUGUAUGUAAAUUAAUUUAUUUUUGUUGUAUUCUAUGACCGAGAGAUUUCCAUAAAAGUAUAAGGAACUAGUUAAUUUUGUAAGUCAUGAAAACAAAUGCAUUUAAAACCAAACUUGGAACACAAGCAGAGCAGUAAAUGAUUUAACUUAACUAUAAAAUUCAAGAUACAAGCUACAUAAAAUUAUAAAUAAAUAUGAUUGAUGAUACUAUUUGACAUAAAAGAAAAGAAAACAAAAAAGAAGAAAACAAAAAUGGACGGAAAUUUGUAAAUUAAUGCAUAUUUGAAAGAAUUUUUAUUACACACUUAAGAUAUCUAU
Messenger RNA from Drosophila novamexicana, 8985 nucleotides. It is a transcript of the gene Rim, whose product is annotated as regulating synaptic membrane exocytosis protein 1. NCBI's taxonomy places the organism in Eukaryota, Metazoa, Arthropoda, Insecta, Diptera, Drosophilidae. The transcript is spliced from 23 exons. The record is from RefSeq and is a predicted model, not a curated record. Gene Ontology annotation, molecular function: transmembrane transporter binding; small GTPase binding. Bases 125 to 8431 code for a protein of 2768 amino acids. Gene Ontology annotation, biological process: positive regulation of synaptic transmission; intracellular protein transport; regulation of membrane potential. Gene Ontology annotation, cellular component: cytoskeleton of presynaptic active zone; presynaptic membrane.